AUGAGCGAUAAAGAAUUCUACACUUGUCCUUACGAUUCUAGUCAUCGCAUUCAUAGGACUCGAAUGGCUAGACAUUUAUUAAAAUGUAAAAUUAACCAUCGUAAUGUAAACGUGAUAGUUUGUCCUUAUAACAAAUUACAUGUACUGGAUCCGUAUCAAUAUGAAUAUCAUCUAACUGUAUGUGAAGAACGUAAAAACUUCGAAAAUUUUGUUUACGAAACGGAAAAUAAACAGCUUGAUACUUCAUUUCCCGAAGUUCAAAAUAUUAAAUUUUCACGAUCUUCAGAAAAUUGGGACAAUUCAGGAAAUGUAGUAUCUUACCAUUCGCAUCUUGUUCAGGAUGGUGUAACCAAUCCAACUACUCGACGUCAAGAAGCUUUAGAUAGAAACGAAGACUAA
Molecule: messenger RNA, 399 nt
Organism: Polistes dominula (European paper wasp)
Lineage: Eukaryota; Metazoa; Arthropoda; Insecta; Hymenoptera; Vespidae
Product: gametocyte-specific factor 1 homolog
Source: RefSeq, a predicted model, not a curated record